AUGUCUGAAUUAACAAACACAAAUCAAGGUGACGCUAGCUUUUACGAAUUCGACACCGAUAAAACUAUACUUUCUCUUAAAAUACCAGAAAACCUGCUCUCGCAAUGGUUCAAGGGUCGCACAAUUGCACUAUUUAUCUGUUUAGAUAUUUCCGGUUCAAUGGCUGGCGAACCACUCAAACAAGCCAAACGGGCCAUUUUGGAACUGCUAGAUGGGGUAUUCAGUUCCGAAUUACGUUGGCAUAAUGGUGGCAUUCAAAGAUACUUCGAUAAGAAAGUUCGAAUUCGAGGAGGAACCGAUUUCACUUAUGUCUAUCGUGAAAUUGUAAAACAUAUGCCAAAUGUUCAUACUGAUUUGGCUGUAGUCUUCUUCACUGAUGGACAGACAGCCAGAAUUACGGAACAAGAUGAUAAUGCUAUUUCUAGCGCAUUAUCUACUUUUAAGCAUGGAACUGAAGUUCAUACCAUCGGAUUUAGUGUAUAUCAUAAUGCAGCAAUUUUGUCAUGGUUGACCAAGCUUGGGACAAAACAAGGAAACUUCCAAUACGUGGAAACAACCGCUGACAUUAGAAAAACAAUGAGAACGACACUCGAAUUGCUUUCGUUAGGAGAUCGAAACAUUUUUGUAAAGGUCGGUGACCGUGAAGCAAUUCAGACCGCCUUCGACAACGAAGGGCGUGGAAGAUUGACACUCACCGGCGAGAAUAAAUCAGUUCAAGGAAAAACAAUAACUGUUCUUAAAGAACAAGAAGCAACCGGCCUAGAAACAUUUACCAUCGAAUCUCUACGACAAAUCAAUGAAGGAGAUGCCGAAGCGACGCUUCUGACUAUUCAUGUGAUACAAAGUGAAAUUACACGAUUGACCAAUGAGGUUGUUAAUAAUUCUGGAAAUCGUGAGAAGCUGGAUGAAAUCCGAGAACAGGCUGAAAGAUAUGACGCGAAUCUGAAUGGUAUCUUGGAAAAAUCAUUCAAGUUGAAGAGCGCUUUCCGAAAUGAAUCCAUACAGUUGUGUAUGGAAGUUAAAACGACGUUGCAUCGUUUCAAAGAAUUAUUAUCAGAUGCUCUUAAAGGAACGUUAUCAAAUGAAAAAAUCGCAAACUUUAAUAACCUUGCAUACAAGAAUGUCACUAAACAGAGACUAAAGAAAAAACUUGAUGAUCGCGCCAUCAAGAAUGUUGAUCAGAUGCAAGCAAUUGAAGAGCGUCUAAAAAAUCUUGUACAGACAAUCGAUUUCGAUGAGUUAGACCGAACAGAGACAGAAGAAAAUAAAUUGGCAUAUACAUGUACCUUAACCACUGACAAUUAUAUUGAGACAAUGCGCGAGGGAGAAUGUAUGUGCUUAACUCUGGAUAUUGGUCGUUCGCAAGCUGCUAUUGCUGAUCCAACGCAACUUGUCAUCAAGAAAAUUAAUCAAACCUUCAUGUCAUCUGAUGCAUUUAUGAACUCUGUGCGAUAUGCACUUGAAGAGACUAGUGGGGAAGACAAAGAUGUGCAUGGUGGUUUCGAGGGUCCUUCUUUUGCCGCUAGUGUUAUUAAAGGAAUCGCUAGGGAAGAUAUAACUGGAAUUCUACCUUUAUACAUUAACGAAAAGCAUUGGCAAAUAGCAAAAGAACGAAUUAAGCCAAUUAUGGGCUAUAUGACAACGCUUGAUGUAUUUGGCUACUCCUAUGGUCAACUUACAACAGUCCCCUUCCUCGUGUUGGGAAAAGCUCUCGGCGAUACGUCAACAGAUUUUCGACGCAAACAACUAAAAUUAAUACUCGAUACUUGCCAAGCUUUAUACAAACAAUCAACGAAGCUUCGUGAAGAGAACAAAACCUUAUUCGAGAAAUAUACAAAAUCUCCGCUCAAUCGAACCAUUGAUAGUGUGGCUAACCAUACUGUCUUACUCGGUCAUAUACUUUGUGCACUCGAACUCGGAGAUAUUACACUCACCCAAGUGCAGCAAUAUAUACAAGAAGGACUCUUCACUUACGCAAUCGAGGAAACUAUCCGUCGAAGACUUAAUAGAGCUUUACCUGGUAUCGAAGAAUUUAUUAGUGAUAUUCAGCGGUUCUUGGGAAUCGAUCAGGAAUCAUUUAUUGAUAAGCCAGUUAGAGAGUUUGCAGAAUCGUAUGCAGCGUACAUAAAGAAAACUCAAGAGGCGACAUUUAAAGGAAAUAGUAGAUACGCUAUCGCAUUUCAAACUGCAUUAGGAAUGAAACAAGCUGAGAAUGUGGAGAUUGAUAGCGAUAAUAAAGUGUCACAAGAAUCCGCCAAUGUUGAUACAACGAUGCCGCCGACUGUUAGAACAACUCGAUAUGACGGAUCAAAAUACGCGAUUCUAAGUUCAACUACAGCAAUUUUAACAAAAAUGCAACAGUUAGUCUUGGAAACAGUUGAGCUGAUACUUCGCUUUAAACAACUAUUUGAAUGGCUAAUCACCAAUAACACGACAGAUGUCACUAAAUUCACUGAAUUCCAUAAAUUCGUCCCAGAAGUAACACCAUUUGCCACACAAUACUUUGCCCAACUCUCGCCUAAAACACGACUAGCAACAUUCCUUCAAGCAUACAAACAUCGACAAAAUUCUGCAAGACGCGAAGCAGCCGAAGCUACACCGGUAACUUUCUUUGAACCAUUUUCAGACGCCACAGCCGAUCAAAUAAUCUCUCUUCAGUUUGACGAAUACGUUUCCGACCAAUUGAAACGUCGAGUCAAUGAAAUUAUCGAAUCUCAUGAUAAAAAGGGCAAUGACGCGAUUGGAUUGGCUUUUUGGCAUGCGAAAUCUGCAGAUGAGGCUGCUGGUAUUUUGAUGCUUGAUGUGAAAUUCCGUGGGGCCAAAGUAUAUGCGCAGGUUAUUAAGGCUUUACAAAAGCCUCAAUUAGAGGUGGCGAAAGAAAAGAUUGAAAUGGUUAUAAAGGGGAUAUGGAAGGGAGUGAAAUUGUUUCAAGAUGAUUUCAGUAAAUUACCGGAAAAAGCAACCUGGAUUCCAUCCCGACAAAACUUGUAUCGAAUGAUUAUCGCGCAAAAAGAUUCCAUUUCUAAUGCAGCAAUUUGGAUUGAACUCUUGCCAAGCUAUAAAGCUUAUAUAGAGCAUCAAUUCGAUGAUGAAUAUUUGGCGUGUCGUAUGCCAAUUUAUCUAGCCUUGGUAAAAGUAUUGACUAAUACCACUUAUUUCAAUGCAAGGCAUUUGGAACAACCAACAAUACAGGACAGCAAUCCGCGCAAAAAGCAAAAGUCUGCUAUUUUAGAAUCAGCUCAGAACAUCACCAAGAUCUUGAGCGACAAACCACCAACAAAGUUAUCAAUGAAAUUGGCUUUGGGCAGAGGGUUUGUGGCACGACAUAAUGUACUGCUCUCUGCCGCUAAAGGCAAAAGACCAUUUAAAAGAGAAUCAAGGAGAAUGGAAAGAAAGAAGAGAAACUUCCUACAGGAAGACAAAGCACAUUUAUCUCUUUCCUGCCCAGGAAUAACGACAGAGACUCAAGACAUGUUCCAUUCUAAGAAAGAUCACUUGAAGUCUAUUACAAUGCUCUUCAAGCAGUGGGGCAAGUUACAUGUUCCUCCACAAAGUGAAGAUGAUUGCCAUUUGGAAACUCUCGGAUGGCUAUGGGAAAAUUGUCACAUUAUGCAAUUAUCCGAGUUUGGCAGCGUUGAUUCUUCCAAAACUGCUAGAGCGAUGAGCGACGGUCAACAUCUUUUGCAUAAAGCUCGUGAAUAUCUGGUGUUAAGUGAUUCUACGCAGAGUUCACAAGUAAAAUCUGCAGUCAAUGUAUCAAAGUACUUAACAGCUCUGCAUAGUGAUGUCAAGGAUGUGUCGGUUUAG
Messenger RNA from Ambispora leptoticha, 3807 nucleotides. The record is from the annotation of a GenBank genome assembly. NCBI's taxonomy places the organism in Eukaryota, Fungi, Glomeromycota, Glomeromycetes, Archaeosporales, Ambisporaceae.